Messenger RNA from Striga hermonthica, 1123 nucleotides. Lineage: Eukaryota; Viridiplantae; Streptophyta; Magnoliopsida; Lamiales; Orobanchaceae. The record is from the annotation of a GenBank genome assembly.
CCAUUCUGCUCAUCAUCAUAGAGUUCCUUCACGUCCUAGACCUCCCUCACCGAUGCCUCAAGAUCGUGAAGACUUGCGUCAUCAGAUUGAACGAAAUCGUGUGUCAAGACAUAGUGCAGAAGAAUUAGAAGUUCUCCGUAAAAUAUUGGCUGAAAUCGAAACUCGACAGAAAUCACAUGAAGACUCCCCCCGACAUGUCUCGACAUCGGGCAAUGUUAUCAUUGAAGCUGAUUCACCUUUGGCUCCCGAACAUACUGCAGAGGCACUUCCUGCCAAGAUAAAAAUUCCACAAAUUGGCAUGUAUGAUGGAACUUCGGAUCCUGAUGCACAUUUAGGUCACUAUACGUCAUGGAUGGAUUUGCAUGGCGCCUCAGAUGCUUUGAGAUGUCGGAUGUUUUCCCUCACACUAGGGCCACGCGCGCAGAAAUGGUAUUACACUCUUUCUCCUCAUUCGAUAUGGAAGUGGCAACAAUUACGUGCAGCUUUCCGAUCACACUUUAUCAGAGCUCAAGUUUGUCUUAUCUCGAAAGAAUCCACCACUAACAUCGUGCAGAAAGAUAACGAAAAUCGAAUUCACGCAACCGAUAAAGAGAUUUUUACGAUCUCCAAUCUUGUCGGUACCUCGACCGAUGAAUACAAAAAACCCAGAACCCAUGAUAACCCGAAUUCUUCUUAUCGCAUACCUCGGGUAAAUUCGAACACUAAGCAGUUGGAUACAUCUCGACGAAAAGCCAAAGCCUAUGCGCGAGAAGCACAAAAUGCCGGGAAACAAAUCAUGAACGUUGAUCUUCGAGAUACCAUCAACAAACGGAAUUGUCCUAUCACUUUCCACAUCGAAGAUGCCAAUCUGUUCGCUCAUCCACAUUCCGAUGCUCUCAUUAUCACUGCUCCGAUUAGAGGAAUUUCUGUUCACCGAAUUAUGGUUGAUACCGGAGCCUAUUCGAGUAUUUUAAUGUUUCGUACUUUCAAAAAAUUGGGUUUGGAUCCCGCUGAUAUCAGACCUUGCAACGAUCAGAUUCAAGGCUUCAAUGGAAGCAUUUCUUGUCCCCUCGGUAAAAUCGUGCUCUCUAUUCGAUUCGGGGGCUUCGGACCAAAAUCCAAAAUCAUUAUGGAGACCUUUAAA